Halteromyces radiatus is the source of this 333-nucleotide messenger RNA. Its product is annotated as guanine nucleotide exchange factor. The transcript has a single exon. Gene Ontology annotation, molecular function: G-protein alpha-subunit binding; guanyl-nucleotide exchange factor activity. Gene Ontology annotation, cellular component: cytoplasm. The annotation marks the transcript as partial. NCBI's taxonomy places the organism in Eukaryota, Fungi, Mucoromycota, Mucoromycetes, Mucorales, Cunninghamellaceae. Gene Ontology annotation, biological process: G protein-coupled receptor signaling pathway. The record is from RefSeq and is a predicted model, not a curated record.
UUUUUCUUUUUCUUUUUUUUUUUUCCAGCUACUCGGUUUACCCAAAAAGUAGGUUAUGGAAAUGCCAUUGGAUUUUUAGUGAAUAAAGGAAUUGCUAUGGAACCACCUCAAGAACAUCAAACUGGAGAAGAUGAUGAUAAUGAAAAUAAUAUUAUCAAUCCUAUUACUGGACAAUAUGUAUCAGCAGAACAAGAUGAAGGACCAAGUUUAGCGGAUAUGACGGAUGAAGAAAAAGAACGUGAAGCUGAAAGGCUAUUUGUAUUAUUUGAAAGAUUAAAGAAAACUGGAAUUAUUGAUGUGGAAAAUCCAAUUGCAAAAGCUAUGCGUGAAGGU